CGACGGGUUUCGGGUUUUUCGCUUACAAUCUUAAGUUCGAAGAUGGGAGGGCGAGAGGCGACGUGAGCCAAGAUUUCUUCUUUUUCCUUUUUCUUUGAAGAUGGAUCAGAUGGCGUGAAAUUUCCUUCAGCUGCCAGAAGGCGUGACACCUCCUUUUCCUUUUUAUCCAGAGAACGCUCGACUAGGAGGAGGAGCCGCCAGCAGACGUUACACUUCGGUGAGCCAAAUUCAGUUUUUCUAACCUUUUCUUUUUCAUUUCUCAGAGAAGGCUUGACUACGAGAGCGACUCUUCAAGGGACUCUUUCCUCUGUUUUAGAUCUAGCCUCUUUGUUUUGGGGACCAAACUAGACGGUAGAUUCAAUGGACGAGAGGGGGGAGGCUCCAAAAGAGGCCGUCACACCACCACGAACCUGCGGAAAGAGACGGUCGAUCCAGAUUCAGCCGGGUGAGAGACGGAUCACAAGGAGUCAGCCGGAAGCCAUGCUACUUCCUGGGCUGGUGGAAGUUAAAACUACUUAUCCUUACACGGUAGUGAAGCGGAUGGACAGAGAUUAUGGAAAAUAUCCGGUGGAGCGUUUCUGGUACAAACGUUCUGGUGCUCGUCUUUACGUUCCUCGACAUGAAGACAUACCUGUGGAAUUAAAGUUCCCAGCAUACCUCUCCGAUGAACAACGGGCUGCCGCACACAAGAAACACGAGGAGAAAAUGAAGAAUCGGAAGUAUCUUUUAAUGCCAGAUGAGGAGCGACCAUCGAUGUAUAGGAGACCGAGUUGGGAAGGAGGAGACAUCAGAGGCGAUUCCAGAGGCAAUUAACUAUGAUCUCAUCUAGAUCCGGAAGAGUUCGAUGGGCCAAGUAAGGAUUUUUCUAUUGUAUGUAUUUGUUGAUUUGAUGCAGGCAGUUAAAAGACGGUUAGAAUUUAAUUUUGCAUCUCAAGAAACAUAAUUUAUCUUUUUUGCCUUCUUGUUACCGAAAAAAUCUUCAUACACAAAUUCAAUUCCCACCCAAUGAAUAGAAUGAUCAGGAAUCUUGUACUGUUA
Selaginella moellendorffii is the source of this 1038-nucleotide messenger RNA. RefSeq lists its product as uncharacterized. The transcript is spliced from 5 exons. The record is from RefSeq and is a predicted model, not a curated record. Lineage: Eukaryota; Viridiplantae; Streptophyta; Lycopodiopsida; Selaginellales; Selaginellaceae. Bases 361 to 813 code for a protein of 150 amino acids.